AUGCUAGUGGGGCCGGGGGGGGGGGGGGGUGACAAUCCUUCUGAUUCUUUUUUUGAGGGUCUCUCUGGCUGGUUUCAAAAUACCGCCGAACCUGGGGAAGAAAUAAAUUCGCAGCCUUCUCAGGGAGUCGGGCAGCGGCUUCCUGGUGCGCUCGAAAGAAAUUCCCCGGGCAUAAGCGGGGAGUCUAUCUUUAGGGACUUUGAACAGCCCGGAGGAGAGCCCGCACCUAAACUAGAGGCUGCGCAGCCUGGGCAAGUUCCAGAAGGGCCACUGGGGGAAGUCUUUGAGAAGAUCAAUACAAGACUUCUCUUUGCUGCCUCUAAAAAGAGGGGGUGGCAGCCCCCCAUAGAUGAGAUUAUAACUUUGAUUAACCUCAAAAGUAAGGUUAUAUCUCGGAUGGCCGAGCUGGACCCAGACCCUUUCUGGGUUGAAAACCGAACCAGCCUUCUGGUCUGGGAGACUCCAUUUUAA
This is a messenger RNA of Vicia faba (fava bean), 471 nucleotides long. NCBI's taxonomy places the organism in Eukaryota, Viridiplantae, Streptophyta, Magnoliopsida, Fabales, Fabaceae. The record is from the annotation of a GenBank genome assembly.